CACAAAUGCGAAGAAUGUGGCAAGGCAUUUCCCAACAAACAUGCAUUGAAAAUGCAUCUGCGGACGCACAGUGACGAGAGACCGUAUAAAUGCGAAAUAUGCGGUGAUUCCUUUAAAAGGGCGUACGAUAUCACCAUGCACAUGCGCAGCGCGCAUAGCGAAGAAAAGCCUUUCGAAUGUCCCAUCUGCCAUCGAAAAUUCAAGGACUCUUCGAAUUUUAGCAAGCACAAGCGGACCCACGAGAAGCGGAAGCGCUGGGUAUGCCGGACCUGUGAUAAACCCUUU
Molecule: messenger RNA, 285 nt
Organism: Cryphonectria parasitica EP155
Lineage: Eukaryota; Fungi; Ascomycota; Sordariomycetes; Diaporthales; Cryphonectriaceae
Exons: 2
Cellular component (GO): nucleus
Source: RefSeq, a predicted model, not a curated record